This is a messenger RNA of Phialemonium atrogriseum, 1683 nucleotides long. RefSeq lists its product as uncharacterized. NCBI's taxonomy places the organism in Eukaryota, Fungi, Ascomycota, Sordariomycetes, Cephalothecales, Cephalothecaceae. Bases 162 to 1613 code for a protein of 483 amino acids. The record is from RefSeq and is a predicted model, not a curated record. The transcript is spliced from 3 exons.
AGAGUCGAGAUAUUGGGCCAAGGCACUGAGUUCAUCUGAUGCCAGCGCCAGACAUGAUCCUUGGUGUCGCUAUUAUUCAGAAAAUUUCAUCGCAGAAUUAGACCAGAUAACUGGGGCAAGACAGGGUUUAGCAAGCCUGCCUGCCUCUCGGGACAAGUGUCAUGCGUUGUGAGUUUCCAAUCCCCUUGACAGCAGACAACAGCAUCUUUGACACGACUGUCAGUCUGGAGCAUUCAGCAUCUGCUCUUUUUGAACUCGACGGCAGAUCCUGUAGCGGGAACAAAAUGCCUGUCGUUUGCAGGACUUCCUCCACUCUCUGGCUGCCAGUCGAGGCACUCCCGGCCUUUCAGGGCAUCCCACCCUCACAAUCGGGUUCAUGGAAACAUCUCCUUCUGUCAAACCUUUUCGAAACAUUUUCAGAAGCCACGGCAGAGCAUUUGGCUAUACUUGGCUUUGAAUGUGACGGCAUCGAGCCUGGAUUUGAGUUGGCGGCGGCCGAACAGCGAAACAAGACUGAAACUAUCAGCCUCCCCUUCUUCGUUGCCGACUUCGACGAGUACACACAUGAACCCUGCCGAUGCUCUACGGCCGACAUUUGUCACCUCUCUCGCCUCCGUGCAGGUACCGUGUGCGCUGCGGCUCUGAAUGUCUUCCACCGUCUCGCAGAGAUUGCGUUUGUGGAAGACCAGGAACAUCUACGCAUCCUUACCCCAGUGCCGCCUAUGGUGACAAUGACUUUCUGCGCGCAACAUGUACGCAUAUGGAUAGCGCAUCGGAAGAAAUACGGGAGCCCCUGCAAGAUAGACUGUAUCUGGAAGGGAGAUAUGACGCGACUCCGCGACCUUGUCGAGCUGAAGGCCAUCUUCGGCAAUAUUUCAACUUGGGCGACAUCUGAGUUUCGCAACGGAAUCUCAGACUACGUCUCACGAUGGAAGGAUCGAUUUCCAUUGGCUUUGUCGGACGAGGACGAGGACGAGGACGAAGAAAUCAAAUUCCUUAUCACGAAGGUGGGCAAUCUCAAGAUUUCACGGACCAAUAGCCUCCGCUUUAGCAACCAGCCUUCUGUUGCCGAAACGGCGGCGCACGAAGGACAUCAGCCGCAAACGGGAGAUGCUUCCAAUAAGACAAACGAUCCCGACAUCAUGAUAAUAGUCGAGUCAACGGAAGGUCCACCGGAGCCCGACAGCCUGCCGACACCGGCAUCCCCAUCAUCGACGCGGAAAGAGACAACGACAUUCCCCCCCAGCCGUCUCGACACACCUCGGCCAUCUCGACCGAGAGGUAACAGCACUGGCACGAAUAUCUCGAGAGACUCCAAUCCUUCUUCCUCCUUCCAGCUAUCGUCCGAGGCGCGUGGCAACACCGGAAUGUCGACCCAUGGAGAUACGCUGCAGGUCAGAAAAUUAAGGAGCCAGCGCCCGCGCUCGUUCGAUGCCAGUGAAUUCGAAGGUGCCAAGUUUGCGUUCGACGUCUCUCCUACGAGAUCCGAGAGCCACGGACGUCUGGGUGCGCGUAGAAACCAUGUGCGAAUCUUCAGUGGGCAUGACCUUGAUGCCGAGGAAUUCACGUUUAUAGCCCGGGCCUCUGAUGCACUUGUCCCAGAAAGCACUUGAGUUCUUUUCGCGAGUGGGUUGACAAAGCUUGGUUUGGUUGGAAGAAAUAGGUUACUUAGAAAUUAGGGCC